Microplitis mediator is the source of this 2191-nucleotide messenger RNA. RefSeq names its product negative elongation factor E (gene Nelf-E). Gene Ontology annotation, cellular component: NELF complex. The record is from RefSeq and is a predicted model, not a curated record. The coding region runs from base 142 to 954 and encodes 270 amino acids. Lineage: Eukaryota; Metazoa; Arthropoda; Insecta; Hymenoptera; Braconidae. The transcript is spliced from 3 exons. Gene Ontology annotation, molecular function: RNA binding. Gene Ontology annotation, biological process: negative regulation of transcription elongation by RNA polymerase II.
UGUUGAGGUUAGUGACAACCGCGAACUAUGAGAUCAGCUGUCAAAUUAUUAUAGAGAUCAGUAAACAAGACAUCAUUUUUAAAUAAUUGUGUUGUGUAUUAUUAUUAUUAAAAUUAUCUAUUAAAACAUAAAUAAUAAAAAAUGGUCUACUUACACUUCCCCUCAAAUUUAACUGAGGAAGAAAAAAUGCUGCAAGACAAAUACAAUAAAUUAAAACGAAAGAAAAAAGCCCUACAAGAUUUGAAAACUCCAAAACCAGAGCCAGAGCGAAUGCCCCAGGCACCAAAGCGUCCUACAGAAGCGCGCGAUGCAAGAGAAGUCGCUAAGAAACUGAUAAAGUCCGGGGUGAUAACUGCGCCGAAGACCCCCAAGAGACCUGAGCAGUCUUUCAAGCGCCCGAGAGGCCUGGAGCGGAAACUGAACAGCACCGAGAAGACCAUCUCCUCGUACCAACCCUUCUGUCCCACCCAACCGGAAGAAGAGGAAGCCGACGCCGCAGCCAGACCCCGGGUCAAGGGUCUCUACGAGUCGUUCGUCAGCGCCAAGAGCGACACCAGGCCCGUCGACAAGACUCCUCUGAAGCCCGAGCUCAAGCCGCGGGCCGGCAACACCAUCUUCGUCUCGGGGUACAAAAUCUCCGAGGACUACUUGAAGAAACACUUCACCUCUUUCGGCAGCAUCUUGAAUAUUUCGAUGGAGGCCGAGAAGAACCGUGGCUUCAUUACCUUUGACAAACCGGAAGCAGCCGAGCGCGCAAUAAGCGAGAUGGACGGCAGCAUGGUUUCAUCAAUUCAGCUGAAAGUAUCUUUAGCUCGUCGGCAGCCAGUUAUUGAACCAAUAAACGACACUACGUCAAGUGCUGUCUGGUCAUCCAUCGCUGCUAAUUACUCACAGAAGAGUGCCCACAAAGACGGCAGAGACAUGAAAGUUUAUGACGAAGAUUUGUUCCAAUAGUUCUAGUAUAUUAAUAAUAAUAAUAGAUGAUCCUGAAGUUAGCAGACAAUUCAAAAUUUUUGGAUUUAUUUUUUCAACAAAUCAAUUACAAAAAAAUAAAAAAUAAAAAUAUGCACACGUAAAAAAUUUAAAAAACUAAAGGUGCAAUUUUUUCAAAUUUUUUUUUUUUUCAAAUUUACCGUCUAAACAAAAAUCCAAAAAAUAUUAGACGUCUGCUAACUUCAGUAUCAUUAAUAAUAGAUGUAAAUAAUUGUAAAUAAAUGGAUGUCAAGUGUUCAAUAACUUGGACUUUAUUAAACAUAAGUAUCAACAGAUCACACUGAUUUAACAAUUGUAGUACAAAUAUACCUCAAUAUAUAUUAUAUAUAUUUUUUUAAAUAGUAAUAUACAAACGGAUUUAUUAACGUCGUAUUUAAAAAACAUAAUUAUCCUAGAAAACGAUUGCUGAAGAUUUAAAAAAAUUUAAAUAGAGAGCAAUCGUUAAUUAAAUUUAAGUGUUAGGGUUUUAAGUUGGAGAAUAAACAAAAUUAUAACCGCGGAGGAUUGAAGUAGUCCCAGUGGUGAUGGUGGGUGAUGGUGCGGGGUCCAGCGAAGCAGACGAUUAUCAGUCCGGCGAUGAUGAGCAGGAGCGCGCAGAUCGCGAGUUCGAUUUCUCUGAUCUUGGCCUCGGACUCUUCGCGGGUCACUCGCGACACCAUGUAGUUGACAAAGUGUCUCAUGGCGCGUUUGCCGGCGAGUCUGAGUGCGCGGACCAGCUGCUGGGUCAUGUCAAUUAUACUGGGCUCGUCGGUGUGAGUUGCUGAUGACAGAGCGAAGAAUUGGGGAGGAAUUUGGGAUGAUGUAAAUGCUAUAAAUUGUUGCUGUGGCGGCGAUGAUGGACGGGACUGACUCGAAGGCGAUGAAGGACGCGAAUGAGUCGGUGGUGAUGAUGGACGCGAUUGCCGUUCUGGUUCGAUGUCUGAGUAAGUUAUUGUUGCGCGCUGAGGUUUUAUUUCUGCGGAUUCGAAUAGUUGGUGCAGAGUAUCGGGGCUGUCGGGGGUCACCGAAAUCACUGGAGGCAGUGACCGAACUGGAGAUGCGGUUUGUCUCAGACAUAGUCCGACAGGGGAACUGGAGCGAGACCGAUCUCGUUCUCGUUCUUUGGGCAGAUCUUCAGCGGGCUUUGGUUUCUCGGGUUCUUUGGGCUUUGGUUCACUUGGAAUAGUCACCGGACUUGGAGGACGCUCGACUCCUUGAC